Rattus rattus (black rat) is the source of this 678-nucleotide messenger RNA. It is a transcript of the gene Mgst2, whose product is annotated as microsomal glutathione S-transferase 2. Gene Ontology annotation, cellular component: endoplasmic reticulum; nuclear envelope; membrane. Lineage: Eukaryota; Metazoa; Chordata; Mammalia; Rodentia; Muridae. The record is from RefSeq and is a predicted model, not a curated record. The coding region runs from base 138 to 581 and encodes 147 amino acids. Gene Ontology annotation, molecular function: glutathione peroxidase activity; leukotriene-C4 synthase activity; glutathione transferase activity. The transcript is spliced from 5 exons. Gene Ontology annotation, biological process: leukotriene biosynthetic process.
CUUGAAUCCUGCUUUUUUUUUCUUUCCCAACUCUGUUGACUCAACUCUGUUGCCUUUAUAAGGGAGAAGAUCAGCCCCUCAGGGUCCUAAAGAGCCUACACACAGUUCUGUGAAAGAGAUCAGAGAGUGAAAGAAAGAUGGCAGGGGAUUCAAGCCUGCUGGCUGCAGUCUCCCUUCUCUCUGCCUGUCAGCAAAGUUAUUUUGCUUUGCAAGUUGGACGAGUAAGAUUAAAAUACAAGAUCGCACCUCCAGCAGUCACGGGCCCUCUGGAGUUUGAGAGAAUAUUUCGCGCACAGCAAAACUCUUUGGAGUUUUAUUCCGUAUUCAUCAUAACGCUGUGGAUGGCUGGAUGGUAUUUCAAUCAAGUUUUUGCCACCUGUCUGGGUCUCCUGUACAUAUACGCCCGUCACAAGUAUUUCUGGGGCUAUGCAGAAGCCGCUGAAAAAAGGAUCACUGGUUUCAGGCUGAGCCUGGGCAUUUUGGCCUUGCUGACUGUCCUCGCUGUCCUGGGGGUAGCAAGCAGAUUCCUGGACGAAUACCUGGACUUUCAUGUUGCCAAGAAACUGAAGCGGCCCUUCUAAGUUUUUCUUCCCUCUCAUGCUUGUAGAGGCCUCGGCACCACUCUGAAAACAAUAUGAUGUCAUGUGUGAAAUAAAAACUUUUAUUUGUCUUGCUGUG